UAUACCGCUCGGCGUAUAAUAUUGAAAGUUAAAAUAAAUCUCAUUAGAGAUUUUAUUUGUUUACCACAAUGUGUUCGCCGGGAAGCAGCUUGAUGUUAACUCUAUGCUUGAUUCGUGCGAUUUACGCAUUAGUCAUUAUAGCGCUUAUUCUUAUAAGUGUUUAUAUCAUACAAUUUGUAUUAUUCUCUUCCUAUAAAAAUGAUGUACACUGCUACUGUACAGUGUAUGCAUCAUUUGAAGCAAUUCAGAUUUAUUUGAUCCAAAACUAUUGGAAAUACUUCAGCAUCACAGACAUAGAAGAUAAAUGGCCUUAUGUUAGCUGUGAUUAAUUAUGCGUUGCGUAUUGUAUGCUAUUUUAAAAAAAUUUUGUACCGCUUUAUAUGAUCGGUUUCGUGUCAAUAAAGAUGCUAAUUUAAUUAUUCUCAUUGUAUAUAUAGUGAAAGUUUAAACAAGCGAAAAGCAAUAAAAAAAAUGUUUUAAUGACAGGAGCGCUGAACAGCUUUUAAAAAGGAAUUCAAAAUAUAUAAUAGAAUUAUUAAAUAUCGUAAAGCACAUGUGAUUGUCGUUUAAAAAAAAAUGGGGGAAAAUAAUUUAUCUUCAACACGAAAGAAUGAAAAGAAAAAGAUAACUAUCGAAGUAGAUGAAGAUGAUCCUUGUCUCAAAAAGAAUAAAAUUCAAGAGAAAGAGAUACAAACUGAGAAUGAGUCCAUACGUACUCUUGGCAAUGACCCGAGAUUUCAGCAACAAAAUCAGACGCCGAGAUGUUUCGUAAUGUAUACUGACUUCUAUCGCUGUGAGCAUAUUUUAGGUAAAGAUUCCGAAGCAUGUACGUGGUUUAAAGAUGUUUUCACGUCCAUAUGUCCGAAGGCCUGGGUGGAACAGUGGGAUGAACUUAGACUUACAGGCAGAUUACCUUGGCAUAAAUACAGAACUCAAGGCGAUUUCCCCGGCAACAAAUAUGGUGAAUAAAAAAAGAGAGAGAAAGAGAGAAAUCAAUCACGUAAAACAAAAUUAA
Messenger RNA from Acromyrmex echinatior (Panamanian leafcutter ant), 1015 nucleotides. Its product is annotated as Cytochrome c oxidase subunit 6B. The record is from RefSeq and is a predicted model, not a curated record. NCBI's taxonomy places the organism in Eukaryota, Metazoa, Arthropoda, Insecta, Hymenoptera, Formicidae. Gene Ontology annotation, cellular component: respiratory chain complex IV; mitochondrion.